UUUCCGCCCUGGUGUUUGUAGUGGAGAAAUGUCGGCGCCCGUUGAGGAAGGCCGAGAGGCGCCGGCCGGUUCUGAACCCGAGCCCCAGGCUUCGGGCCCGAGCGUUCAGCGGCCGAGUACCCGGUCCAACCCCGAGGGCGCAGAGGACAGACAGGAUCCGCCCGGUCAGGGGGCGCAGUCGGGCAGUAGAGAAGGAGAUGGAGAGGCUGGAACUGAGAGCCCAGGAGUCGGGGGAAGGACCAGGGGUAGUCGGAGGAGGCAGCAGGAACAGGAGGCCCAGGCCCAAGCCCACAGUCUGCCCUCGUUCCAGACCCAGAACCAGUCUCAACCCCAGUCCCAAUCUCAAAGCCAGUUCCAGCCCCAGUCCAUAACUCAAACUCAAUCCCAGAGUAAAUUCCAGUCCCAGUCUUCAAAUCAGUCCCCCAAUCCACCCCAAACCGCAAACCAAACCCAAAGUCAGUCCCAACCUACACCCCCGUGUCCAACCCAGUCACUGCCCCAGUCUCAGUCUCAGUCCCAAUUCCAGUCCAAACCUCAGUCGCUGCCCCAGUCUCAAAGCCAACCUCAGCUUCAAAACCAGACCCUGCCUCAAGGUCAGUCUUCAGCCCUUCCCCAAUCCCAGAGUCAGCCCCAAUUCCAAUCUCAACUGCGGUUCCAAAGUCAACCCCAGCCUGAGAUUCAGAUCAGGACCCCAAAGGUUAACUGCCCAGAGAAAGUGAUCAUCUGCUUGGAUCUUUCAGAGGAGAUGUCACUGCAGAAACUAGAGUCGAUGAAUGGUUCCAAAACCAACGCGUUAAACAUUGCUCAGAAAAUGAUAGAAAUGUUUGUCAGGACAAAGCACAAGAUUGACAAGCGGCAUGAGUUUGCCCUCGUGGUGGUGAAUGAUGAAGUCACUUGGCUGUCUGGCUUUACCUCUGACCCCCGGGAAGUUUGCAGCUGUCUGUACGACCUAGAUACAAAUGUCUGUGAGUCUUUCGAUCUGGAUGGGCUCUUUAACCUUGUACAACAGAAAAUUGAAUUGCCAGUGACAGAAAGUGUGCAGACAAUCCCGCCUCCAUACAUCGUACGGAUGAUACUAGUCUACAUUCGAACACCCUGCAACCCGCAGUCAGUUUCAGUGGAGCACUUCAGCAAAAUUCUGCAAUCCCCUUAUUUUUUCUUCGAUGUGAUUUAUGUUUACAACAGAACUGAAGAAAUGGAAGAGGAGCCUGGUUCCAAGGAAGCUCAUUCAUUUUUCAAUAACUUGGACACAAAGGGAACCGGCUACAAAUACGACGUGUCACUCACUGGACAAGCUGUGGAGCUGCAUAACUGCAUGGCCAAGUUACUCGCACAUCCGCUGCAGAGGCCAGUCCAGGUCCAUGCGGUUUAUAGUCUUCUGGAGGAUGAAGAUUCAGUGGAAGUGGAAGCGACUGUCUGAUGGAAGGAUGUUUCUGGGAGAAGUAAAUUAAAAUUCUUUCUCAACUGUCUUAAUCUCUUCAUCUCUAUUUCUCCUUUCACACAGUGUCUGUCUUUCUCUCCUAUUGUUCUUACGCUCAUGCCUCACAGUAAAUGACUACCAUCUCAAUGAGGUUCUACACCUGCUGCCUCGUCCUGUAGCUCCAGUCCAGUUUAGCUCUGACUAUAAAAUGGAGAAUAUAGAUCCUGUUCAGCAUUUCGAAAUGAGCACAAUCUUGCAUGGUGGCACACUAUUAAGUUUUUAUGGUGGUUGGAAAAUGUAGGCUGAAUCUCCAACUCUUGCACCAUGUAGUAUUGAAGGUCAACUGCAUUGCUUUAAGACCAGACAUAUGGGAUCUCGCUUGCCUCUUCCAUUCGGCAAUGGCGAUUCCGUGUUGCUUUUGAAGAACAGGUUCUUCUAUCAUCCAAAGCACAAGAUCAAUUUACGUUCCUGCCUGAUUUGUUACUUGUUUGUUCCUUUGGUGUUACUGUGCCUAAUGGCUGCUGUAUGUCAGUCUUUGCACUUCAUGUUAAUUCAUGAGAAUUCAGAAGCAUUCAGUGCUUUCAAAUGCAUAACAUAUUAUGUAAAUACAACUCUUCAACCCCAGUCAGCAACACUGGCAAGAUAAUUCUUUAAUGAAAGCUUGUAUUGAAGCAAAACAUUUUUGCCGAUUUUUGUUUGCUUUAAAUGAAAUAAAACUACUUUGAGAAAUUUCUGUAUUUUUUAAUAUUGAAGAUUUCUAGAUCGUACAGCACAGAAGUAGGAUGCUUGGAUUACCUAGUCCCUGCUACUUCCAAAUGAAAUAGGUGUAGGUCACAUGGACCCUUAACUGAUUUAACCUGCCUGAUCUCUGUAUUCACUGUUUCACUCUGUUGCUGUUGUAUAUGUUUCCAGGGAGCUUCCCGCUGCCCCUGUUCAUCUCAGACCAGUUGGCAUGUCCUGUUUGAAAACUUCCCAUCCAUCUUGCUGAUGAUUUGUUUGCUCAAUCACAACCACUGUCAACGUUGAUCAUGGAUACAACACAGAAACAGAGGAUCAGUUUAACCUCCUCUGUUAAACUCUCAUUUUUUUUACUGCACGAGUCCUACUCUAAUUCAUUUAAUUUUCCUCAGCAAUGCCCCCAACCCGUUCUGCAUAUAUACCAUUCACAUACACACAAGGGGCUGUUUG
Messenger RNA from Mobula hypostoma (lesser devil ray), 2608 nucleotides. RefSeq names its product BRISC and BRCA1 A complex member 1 (gene babam1). The transcript has 8 exons. Bases 29 to 1420 code for a protein of 463 amino acids. Gene Ontology annotation, biological process: double-strand break repair; mitotic G2 DNA damage checkpoint signaling; positive regulation of DNA repair. The record is from RefSeq and is a predicted model, not a curated record. NCBI's taxonomy places the organism in Eukaryota, Metazoa, Chordata, Chondrichthyes, Myliobatiformes, Myliobatidae. Gene Ontology annotation, cellular component: nuclear body; BRCA1-A complex; BRISC complex.